ACUUCUGAGAGCCCAAUGUCACUCUCACACCCUCAGGGCUACAACUGAGCAAGCGGCGGCGGUUAAAUAUAGCGCAGCGCACAAUCACUGAUAGAGGAGGCAUGAGCUGCUCUGCUCCUGUUUGUGACUCAUUGAUUUUACUGCCCUGCUAACCAGUAACACUUUUAUUCACUUGUUGCUUCAUGUUUUGAAGCACCUGCAUUAGAGAUUAGGGAAAUUAGUAGCAUGUAUGGCAGAAUCGGCUAACCAGGAUCAUACUGGAGUAGCUUGAGGAUUCGAGACCAUAGUGGGGUGAAAAUGCGGUCCAAAGACAGUACAGUGGACAGUACAAUUAAUGAAGCUCUGGUGGUCACGCAAACUUUACACGAUGCCAAAGAAGAAGAACAAGGGAGAAUAGUGGAGAGCGAGAAGAGUGUCAAACACGUGGAUGAUGAAGAGAAACCUGGACCUGAUGAUGAAGAGGAUAAAUCAGCACAGAAUGGUGACCAAAUGUUUGGGCUGAGAGAUCUGUCCAAAGACAACCUCCUGAAACUGCUUGGCAUCAUGGAAGGAGAGAUUCAGGCACAAGAAGAUGUGAUCCAUCUGCUGCGGUCUGUGUUAUUGAGUCGACCAAAGGAGCUGGAGUCUCGUUACGGCUCAGUAGGGCCAAUCAGACCCCUGCAAGCCCUGCAGAGAGACCGAACACUCAGCAACAACCAUGCGCAACACACAACCAGUGUGUAUGAUCAGCCCAUGGCCGAGCUGGACAGACUCCGGGAUAAACAGAAGGACUCAUACCGCCGGAUGCUGGAGCAGCUCUUGCUGGCUGAGAAAAGCCACCGUCGCACUGUCCAUGAGCUGGACACUGAGAAACGCAAACAUGUGGACUAUAUGAACAAGAGUGACGACUUCACCAACCUCCUGGAGCAGGAACGAGAGAGGUUGAAGCGGUUGUUAAAACAAGAAAAAGCAUACCAAAUGCGGAAGGAAAAAGAGUUUUCUAAACGUAUGCAAAGGAUAUCUGGAGAGCUGGUGAAGUUGAAGUCUUUUGCACUGAUGAUGGUUGAUGAGCGAGAACUUCACUUGGAGAAAAUUGACAAACAGAGCCUCAAAAUACAAGAUCUUCUUACAAAACUCCAGGAAAAGGAGGAGAAAUUAAGUGAGGAGGAGAGAAAAGCAAAGGAGGACAACCAGAAGAUGCUGGAUCUUGAGGUUGAGCUGGAGCUUAGAACUUCUAAGUUUGCAAAAGAACAAGAGGAGAUGUCUGGGAAAAUGUCCAGCCAUGAAUCUCAACAUCAGCACAAACAGACGGAGUUGUUACACAAACUCAAAGAGCUCGAAGAUACCAAUGAAGCUCUUCAGAAAUCAGCAGAGGAGCUCCAGGCAUUGAGGGACAAGAUCAGAAAGGGUGAGUGCGGCAAUUCAAACCUGAUGGCAGAACUUGAGACUUUACGCAAAAGAGUUCAGGAGAUGGAGGGUAAAGAUGAAGAGAUUACCAAAACUGAGAACAAGUGCAGUGAGCUGAAGAAGAGGCUUCAGGCUGAGGAAACACACAAUAAGGACCUAAGGCUGGAAGUGGAGAAACUGCAACAGAGAAUGGUACAAUUACAAAAGCUAGAGAUGGCCUUCAAUGUGGGCAGGACAGAAUGUGCCCAGCUACAGACAGCUUUGGAUAAGGAGAAAAGCCUGACAAAAGACUUAACGGAUGAACUAGUGAGCAUUAAAAUCCGUAUGAAGGAGCUUGAGUCAACUGAGCUAAAACUAGAAAAGGAUGAACUGGAUCUAAAAGAGGAUCUUCUGAAACUUAAAUCAGUUACUGUAAUAAUGGUUAAUGAGCACAAGAACAUGGCAGACAGAAUCAGGUCUGAAGAAAAGAAGAAAGACGAACUGAACAAACUUUACAAGGCAGAGCAGGAUAAAGUUACGGAGGUCACUGAAAGGUUAAUAGAGGAAAGCAAGAAACGUCUGAAACUAAAAUCAGAGAUGGAGAUGAAUAUAGCUGCUCUUGUAAAGGAGAGAGAUGAAAUAAAACUACAGCAUACUAAAGCUGAAGAAAAGUGUGAAGAUCUGAGCUCCAUGCACAGUAGCACGAACGAAGAAAGACAAUCUGCUCAGAAGGUGAAAGAGCUGCAGAAUGUCUUGAAUAUACAUGAAAGCAGUGAGAAUAAAGUCACGGAGCUGACAGUGGAGAUUGAGCACUUGAAGAACCGUCUUCAACAGCUUGAAGCAAUUGAAGGAGACCUGAUCCAACCAGAGUAUGACUUACUAACAACUGACAGGGAAAAGGCACGAUUUCUCUCAAAGCAGGUACAAGAAAUAAGAAGUCAGAUUGCACUAAAUAAGUCAAUAGAGCAAGGUGAGACAGACAGUCAAGAGGUUGAACUGAGGCAUAAAUUCAUGAUGGAGGAAGCCAAAACCAGAGACCUUCAAGCAGAAGUGCAAGCCUUGAAGGAGAAGAUUCACGAGCUCAUGAACAAAGAAGAUGAGCUCUCCCAGCUACAGGUGGAUUACUCCAUCUUGCAGCAGAAAUUCCUAGAGGAGGAGGACAAGAAAAAGAGCAUAAGCACUGAAAUCCUUAACCUUACCAAAGAACUUGAGGUGUCCAAGCGCUACAGUCGCACUAUGAGGCCAAGCAUCAAAGGAAGCCGAAUGAUGGAUGUUCCUAUGACAUCAACCGGGGUACAAACCGAUUCAGUUGAAAACAGGACUUCUGACAGUGACACUCCUGCUGCAUUCAUCAAAAAGUCUGUCCAAGAAGAGAACCGGAUCAUGAGUAGUCUUCAGCAGAGGACCCUGAAGAAGCCGGCGCAGAGACCAACAGUGCGUGAGCUCUACCCUCCAACGGUUAGUGACUUUACUGUGAAGAAGUCUUGGAUUCCUUGGAUGAGGAAGAAAGACAGCAGUGCUUCUGAAGUAUCUUCAGACACAAGUGCACCCUCUGAGGUCAACAUGUCCCAUAAUCAGUUGAUCUUAGAUAUUCAGAACAAAGAUGAAUCCUUGCAGAUCUGCAUUGAUCCAUCCGAGGACUUGACCAAAGAAGCUUCUGUUAAACCAACCCAAGAAUUUCAGACAACCGUCAUUCCUACAAAUGAACGAAUCAAGGAGAAUCCAAAGAAUCCAGAAAGAGUUCGAUCUCCAUUGACCUUUGCUGCUAUCUCAAGAGCAAAGAGUCCAGAGAUCACAAAGUCUCCCUCUACCGACAGACCUUUAUCCCCUGUUUCCAUCGCAUCCAACAGCAGCUCCCAAGAAUCUGUGGACAUGAUAACAGGCAGAGCUGUGUUCAAGGAAACUCCUGAGAAACGAAUGGUCCCCACACCCAUCAAGAAGUCUAAUGCUAAUGUUGUUACCACAGAAGACAGCAAGAUUCACAUCCACUUAGGAUCACAGUUAAAGAAGAUCAUUGAUCACGGCUCAGUUGUAAUGGUAAAAUCUAUUUCUGGUUCAUCCGAGAGUAAGGAUGUCCCUACUGGAACUGUGCUACGCUCGCCACACAAUGUGACUUCAAGCAAAUCAAUAACCAGCAAAGUGACGAGCAGCAUCGCCAUCACACAGGUUACUAAAGCACCAGCCAGACCUACGCUUUCAGUGCAGCCAGUCCUGGAUGUCCCAUCAGCACGAUCAGGGUUCAGUCGUAUCCCAAUGUCUCGGGGCAUGAAAACCGGAAAAGCUGUGCUGGGAGCUUUGGGACUCACCACAGGAGCCAAAUCAGAAACAAAUGCAGAGGCCAUUCACACUGACCUGAAAAAAUCAGCUGUUAGUAAUGGAGCCUUACAGGCUGGAGGGAAGGGCUGAGACGGAGAGUACUACACAAAUAAUAUCCACAGCUGCAUUUUACUCUACUGCCAAAAACAUUUCAUGAUUCAACGAUGCAAUUUGUAUGUGUGGCAGAGAUUCAAGGGAGGACUUUUCUUACAUAGGAAAGGAAACAUGUUGCCUUAGUCUAUAUAGUCAAGACACACCAGAAUUUAGCCUAACUUUUUUGUGAAAUAAAUGUAAUAGGCUUUUUCCAUUGGUUUUUGUAUUGCUAAAAAUAGGCUCUUUUUCUAGUUUAAGAUGCAUAUGUUUUGUGUUUUUACAGUCUUCAUAAAUUAAUCAUGUAUUUUAUGUCCUAUUUUCACCCA
Molecule: messenger RNA, 4100 nt
Organism: Danio aesculapii
Lineage: Eukaryota; Metazoa; Chordata; Actinopteri; Cypriniformes; Danionidae
Product: filamin-A-interacting protein 1
Exons: 6
Coding region: 298-3771 (1157 amino acids)
Source: RefSeq, a predicted model, not a curated record